Molecule: messenger RNA, 1382 nt
Organism: Macroventuria anomochaeta
Lineage: Eukaryota; Fungi; Ascomycota; Dothideomycetes; Pleosporales; Didymellaceae
Exons: 2
Coding region: 108-1172 (354 amino acids)
Source: RefSeq, a predicted model, not a curated record
CACCAUCAGUCCUUACAGCUUUCUCGCGCCUGUCCUUAUAACGUCUGACAUUUCCUUCACUUCCCUUGUAAAUAUUGUGGCUCAUCACGCGCCACAGCAUGGUCAUAAUGGCACACGCUUUGAGCAUCAUUGUUGCUGGAGCCUCGAUAGCAGCGGUCGCGACAGAUCCCGCGUACUGCAAGAACAGUCUCCUUGCGCUCGUCCGGGCUACGGGAUAUGGCGCACCAGGAGGAUUAUGGCGGAUCGCUGCGAUCCUUUUGGCGCUUGCGAACCUCAAAAACCUUCCGUUCGUUUGGCACAUACGCAUCUUCCGCGCCAUGAUCUACCACAUCUACUUCCAACCAACGCCCAUCCCUCCCCACGCGCUCUUCCAACCCGUCAUAACAUCGACCCACACCUCACUCCUCGAGACAGACUACAACCUGCACAAAUCCAACAGCACCUACUUCUCCGACAUGGACAUAUCGCGCACGCACCUCUUCACAGCGAUAAUCCGUAACGGGAUCAAAAAGAACUCGCGUCUCUACGGCGCGAAAAAGUCCCAGCUAAAUGGCGCAAUCGGCGCAACAGAGGGCACCCGGGGGGGCCACAUCAUAGCUUUGGGGGGCAUAUGCUGUAAUUUUAAGAAAGAGAUAUUACCGUAUAAGAAAUACGAGAUGUGGACACGAUUGCUGUGUUGGGAUAGGAAGUGGUUCUACCUGAUUACGCAUCUGGUGAAACCUGGUGUUGGCAAGCCGGAGAGCUGGACGCUGCAGCCGUGGAGGAAGACGAGGAGACCGGGUAAGGAUGUUAGUGAGGAGGAACUGCUUAAGAGUGUGUAUGCGACGGGGAUCGCAAAGUAUGUCAUUAAGAGGGGGAGGAUUACGGUGCCGCCGGAGCAGGCACUGAUUGAUGCGGAUAUGAUACCCGUCAAGCCUGAUGGUUGGGUCUGGCGGGGUGGUGAAGCGAACGGCGAAGCGAAUGGCGAAGCGAAUGGCGAAGCGAAUGGGCAUGCAAACGGCGUACUUCCGAAGCCAGUAGAAGGAACCGGGUGGAACUGGGACAUAAUCGAGGCUGAGAGGCUGAGAGGGCUGAAGAUUGCAGGGAAGUUUGCUGAGAUGGAUGACAUGCACAGCUUCUUCGAUGGUGGCAAGAAUGGUGCCCUAGGCGAGUAUCCGGAUCUGUUGUUUUAGAGGAUGGUGAUACCCUUUAGAUCAUGUUGUAGAUGCUGAAGAACACUUAGAUGGACAUCACAGUCGUCAAAAUAAUGAGUGUGUGAGUGCGAGAGGCAUCCGCUGCAUUGAAGAAAGGCUUUUCUUAGCAUGCAAGCAAUAACAAUAGAGUACACCGAGCGUUGCUCAUGUUAUGAUGAAAGAGUGUAUUGUAUGAGUGAGGAACAGGAG